AUUGGUCCAGGUCUCACACUACCAAACCCUGAACCACACCGUACUAAGCAGCGAUCUUAACGAAUCGGAUCCACACGUCUCUGUAUAAAUUACCCUCCCUACCGUUUCGCCGCAAAACCCGAAUAUCUCUCUCUCUAAAAAUCUUCCAAUGGUAUCCAAAAACCCGAAUCCGCCGGAAGGGUUCUGUUUGGACCCGAGCACCAUGGCUUUACCGGGUCUCAGCCCCUUCGCCUCCGUCUCUUCCGCCGCGGAGGACGCCGCCAAGAAGAUCCGGAAGCCCUACACUAUUACCAAGUCUAGGGAGAACUGGACAGAACCCGAGCACGACAAGUUCCUCGAAGCUCUUCAACUAUUUGACCGUGACUGGAAGAAGAUUGAAGCAUUUAUUGGAUCAAAGACUGUUAUACAGAUACGUAGUCAUGCACAGAAAUACUUUCUAAAGGUUCAGAAGAGUGGGACAAGUGAACAUCUUCCUCCACCGAGGCCGAAAAGAAAAGCUGCCCAUCCAUAUCCUCAAAAAGCUACAAAAAGUGCUCCUGUACUCUCACAAGUAUCAGGAUCUAUUCAAUCUUCAUCUGCUUUGCUUGAACCUGGAUAUAUUAAGCAUGAUUCCUUACCAAUGCUUAAAACUCCUACUAUAAACACUGCUGUGUCGUCCUGGUCAAACCACACCUUGCAAACAACCAAUUUAUUGCAUGUGCCGAAAGUGAAUAAUUCUUGCAGUAGCUCUGAAAGCACUCCUAAAGUUCGACCAGUUGGUGAAUCUAAUGGUCAAGGGAAUAAUAGCCAUCCUUUGAGAGUUCUUCCAGAUUUUUCUCAGGUAUAUGGCUUCAUUGGCAGUGUAUUUGACCCAGAUGCAACUGAGCAUGUGCAGAGACUAAAACAGAUGGACCGGAUAGAUGUUGAGACGGUGCUACUGCUGAUGAGAAACUUGUCGAUCAAUUUGACUAGUCCAGAUUUUGAGGAUCAUAGAAAGCUGCUUUCAUCAUAUGAGGCUGAAGUGGAGCCCAAUAACUAUAUCAAUGCAGAAAGACCCAUACAUGAUGAGAAGUUGAGAAGCGCUACAUAGAUGGGUUGGCAGAAUGGGAUGUUUGUUCAUCUAUUGGAAUAUUGGGUGCGGUCAGGUUUUCAUUAUUUUGCAAAAGGUGAGAUGGGUUGGAAUGACAACAAGCUGAGAGGUUUCAGUUACAUCAAACUAUGACCCUGCUGUCCUGCUCUAGUUUGUAAUAGCUUUGCUCACUAUCUUAGCUAAGGAAAGCCUUGAUUGCUUCUCUUCAUUCAUUUUUGAUGUCGUGUAUAUGUAAAUCAACCUACUAUGAAAGAAAAUAAUAAUGUUGAAAUGUAUAGUUCUUAGAUUUGUGUAGAUAUGUACAGCACCUAUGAUUUGUGUUUUAGAUAUAGCCUGACGUCAAAUAUUUUGAAGCAAGAAUAGUGCACUACCCUAGUCUGCAGACACUUUGGAA
Messenger RNA from Lotus japonicus, 1463 nucleotides. RefSeq names its product protein REVEILLE 6-like. The record is from RefSeq and is a predicted model, not a curated record. Gene Ontology annotation, molecular function: DNA binding. NCBI's taxonomy places the organism in Eukaryota, Viridiplantae, Streptophyta, Magnoliopsida, Fabales, Fabaceae. The transcript is spliced from 8 exons. The coding region runs from base 149 to 1069 and encodes 306 amino acids.